Mollisia scopiformis is the source of this 1392-nucleotide messenger RNA. RefSeq names its product cytochrome P450. Gene Ontology annotation, molecular function: heme binding; oxidoreductase activity, acting on paired donors, with incorporation or reduction of molecular oxygen; monooxygenase activity. The annotation marks the transcript as partial. The record is from RefSeq and is a predicted model, not a curated record. Lineage: Eukaryota; Fungi; Ascomycota; Leotiomycetes; Helotiales; Mollisiaceae. The transcript is spliced from 5 exons.
AUGCUUUUCCAGUUAUGCUUUGUGAUAAUAUAUCGUCUCUACUUUCAUCCACUGGCAAAAUAUCCGGGACCUCUUCUACACAGGCUCUGCGGCUUGCCUACUUUAUAUCAUGCUGGGAAGGGCGAUCUGCACUACCACCUGUACACGCUUCAUGACCAAUAUGGAAAACACUUAAGGUACUCACCUAACAAGUUAUCUAUCAACGAUGUGAAAGCACUUGGAGACAUUUAUGGAUUCAACAAGAAUACGUCAAAGCCAGAGGAGUUCUAUGCUGCCUUCAGAGUCAAUAAGCAAGCCAUCAAUACUUUCAAUACGAGUUCAAAAGAAGCACACCGACGCAAGCGAAGAAUCAUGGCUAAAGCCUUUUCCGAGUCUAGUCUCCAGAGCUAUGAAUCGUUCAUCUCACGGCGUGUACUGCAUUUCAUGCAAAAGCUCAGGUCUGGCACAGGUCGGGAAGAUGCAAAACCAUUCAACAUGGCUUAUGAAUUCAAUUGUUUGAUGCUGGACAUCAUGGGAGGUCUCUGUUUCGGCGAGGCAUUUGGGUUUGUGGACGGGAAAGGAGACAAGGUUAUGACUCAAGCCCAUAAGCGAACUUUCCGCAUUUACAUGACAGGUCAUGAACCCCUCUUGAAACGUCUAUACUUGGAUCGAUUGCUCUUUCCACAACUUCUGGCAGCCAGCAAUGCCCUCGGCGACUAUUCCAGACGCCACACGUUCAAUCGUAUCGAGAAGUACAAUGCAGGUAUAGUUGAUGCAGAGAAAGGCUAUGAGGACAUCAUGGCACAUUUACUCGACGCGGGGGAUGAGGAGACAGGGACCAAGUACAGCAGCAAUGAGUUGCACGGUGAAGGCAUCCUGAUGAUGAUGGCAGGUUCUGACACGAGCUCCUCUUCCCUCACAGCAACACUAUUCUACUUAUCUCGUCAUCCACGAGCCCUGAAGAAGUUACAUGAAGAGCUCCGAUCUCAAUUUCAACAGACAUCCGAGAUAGAGCCUCGAGCCGCCGAGAAUUGCAAAUACCUCCGUGCCUGCAUCGACGAGGCGAUGCGCUUAUCUCCGCCAGCCCCAACCAAUAUCCCACGAGUGGUUGGGGAGGGAGGUAUCGAGAUCGUUGGCGAACACUUCCAUCCUGGUGUUUAUGUUGGAGUGCCUAAUUUCACACUCUUUCGUAACAAAGAUUACUUCAUUUCACCGCAUGCUUAUGUCCCGGAGCGCUGGAUUCCCGAUCCAGAGACAGGAGUAACUGAAGACGACGUGAAGAAAGCGCAAGCAGCUUUUCAACCAUUCUCCCUCGGCCCGAGACACUGCAUUGGCCGGCACCUUGCCAUGAAGGAGGUAUCCCUGAUACUUGCCAAUUUGCUUUAUGUUUUUGAUAUAGAGCCAGUAUGUGGC